AGAUACAGCCAGAUUUAGUCACUGAUUCGUUUCCAGAGUAUCACCAACUAGAAAAGUCCCGAGCGUGGGAUAGAUUUCUCAAACGAAUCAUCUUUGAGCUCCGAUCCAAUUUCAGAUAUGUCGAGGAUUCUUGGCAAAAGAGUGAUUCACAACUUCCACAGACUCAAUUCUGCUUCUUUCACUUCCGUCUCUGCUUCUUCAAUCGAGGAAGGCCAAAAUCGUGUCAUUGAUGCUUCGUUAACUCUCAUUCGUGAAAGGGCUAAACUCAAAGGAGAGUUAGUUCGUCUUUUAGGUGGAGCUAAAGCUUCAACAUCACUUCUUGGAGUACCACUUGGUCAUAACUCUUCUUUUCUUCAAGGUCCUGCCUUUGCUCCUCCUCGUAUUAGAGAAGCUAUUUGGUGUGGUAGUACAAACUCUGCAACUGAAGAAGGGAAGGAGUUAAAGGAUCCACGGGUUCUAACUGAUGUUGGUGAUGUUCCUGUACAAGAGAUUAGAGAUUGUGGAGUUGAUGAUGAUAGAUUGAUGAAUGUAAUAAGUGAAUCUGUGAAGUUGGUGAUGGAAGAGGAACCAUUGCGUCCGCUAGUCUUAGGUGGAGAUCAUUCCAUAUCUUAUCCUGUUGUGAGAGCGGUUUCUGAGAAGCUUGGAGGGCCUGUGGACAUUCUUCAUCUUGAUGCACAUCCCGAUAUCUAUGACUGUUUUGAAGGGAACAAAUACUCUCAUGCAUCUUCAUUUGCUCGUAUCAUGGAAGGUGGCUAUGCCCGGCGGCUUUUACAGGUUGGAAUUAGAUCGAUAAACGCGGAAGGACGGGAACAGGGCAAGAGGUUUGGAGUAGAACAAUAUGAGAUGCGAACCUUCUCAAGAGAUCGCCCUAUGUUGGAAAAUCUGAAACUAGGGGAAGGAGUGAAGGGAGUAUACAUCUCAAUAGACGUUGACUGUCUCGAUCCAGCAUUUGCACCCGGAGUGUCCCACAUCGAACCAGGAGGUCUUUCUUUCCGAGACGUCCUUAACAUCUUACACAACCUUCAGGCAGAUGUUGUCGGGGCUGAUGUUGUGGAGUUCAACCCGCAACGUGAUACUGUGGACGGUAUGACAGCAAUGGUUGCAGCUAAGCUUGUUAGAGAAUUAGCCGCGAAAAUCUCGAAAUGAACAAGAAUGGUAGUUUGGAGUGUCAUGUUUUGUUAUGUUUCUAUGUUUCAUUGUGCAAGUUUGUAUCAUUCAUAUAGGUUUUUGAAUGCAAUACGUCUGGCUCUGUAGACGGACUAUCAUACAAACAUAAUAUGAAUUAUGAUCUUAGGCUAUAAUAUCAAUGUUCAUACCUCUUAAUCCUCUGUUUUA
Molecule: messenger RNA, 1335 nt
Organism: Capsella rubella
Lineage: Eukaryota; Viridiplantae; Streptophyta; Magnoliopsida; Brassicales; Brassicaceae
Product: arginase 1, mitochondrial
Exons: 6
Coding region: 118-1146 (342 amino acids)
Molecular function (GO): agmatinase activity; metal ion binding
Source: RefSeq, a predicted model, not a curated record